Molecule: messenger RNA, 2842 nt
Organism: Python bivittatus (Burmese python)
Lineage: Eukaryota; Metazoa; Chordata; Lepidosauria; Squamata; Pythonidae
Gene: NSUN5
Product: NOP2/Sun RNA methyltransferase 5
Biological process (GO): rRNA base methylation
Cellular component (GO): nucleolus
Molecular function (GO): RNA methyltransferase activity
Source: RefSeq, a predicted model, not a curated record
CGCGCCGGGGGCUCCUAGCGUCCGUGCCCAAACAUCCCGAGUGCGAUGCGGCAGCGCCGGCAGGGAAGUGGCGCGGCCUCCGGUCUUUAUGGUGUAGCUGCUUCAGUCCUGGCAAGGCUGGAGCGUCGGGAAGGUUCCCUCAAGACUCUCGUCUAUGGAAGUCACUUCCCGAAUACCCGGCUGCUCUAUGCACUUGUUUCAGAAACCCUUCGCUAUUCUUCUGUACUGGAUUCCAUCUUAGAUGCUGCUGGUUUGUUCCACGCUGAAAAGAAGCUGCAGCCUCAUCUGGCCAAGGUGCUGGUGUAUGACUUACUCCUUGGCAAGGGGCUUCAGGGUGGAGGACGUGGGAAGGCCCUGAUAUUGAAGCACCGUGCGCGUCUCCAGGCUGAGCUUGCCCGCUUGAAGGUCCAGAAGAAAGUGAGCCGCAAUGAAGACCUUCUGCCACCAGCUGGAGAAGCUGACCAAGCACUUCAGAUGCCACGUUACGUCCGAGUGAACUCAUUGAAGACAUGCUUGGAUGAUGUCAUUGACUACUUCAAACGCCAGGGUUACUCUUACCAGGGCAAAGCAGCCCGUAUGGAGGAAGUGAUCUUAUCAGGGAAGAAAUUCCUGCUGGACCUCCAUCUUCCCAACCUGCUGAUCUUCCCUCCGCAGACAGAUCUUCACGAGAACCAGCUCUAUCAGGCUGGGCACAUCAUUCUCCAGGACAAGGCCAGCUGCCUCCCGGCCUUCCUCCUGAGCCCCACUCCGGGGUCCCAUGUGAUUGAUGCCUGCGCUGCUCCUGGCAACAAAACCAGCCAGCUGGCUGCCAUCAUGAAGAACAAAGGGCAAAUCUUUGCCUUUGAUAUCGAUGUCAAGCGCCUGGCCACCAUGAGCACUAUGUUGGUACGGGCAGGGGUCACCUGCCAUCAUCUGGCACACCAAGACUUCUUAGCAACAGAUCCCACUGACUCCAAGUACAGCCAAGUGAGAUACAUUCUUCUGGAUCCUUCAUGCAGCGGCUCAGGUAUGGUCAACCGCCUGGCAGAGGAGGAAAGCACCUCCCUGCCAAUGCGACUGCAGGCACUAGCUGGGUUCCAGCGAAAAAUGCUGGCACACGCACUGCAGUUCCCUGCCCUUCACCGCCUGGUUUAUUCCACAUGCUCAGUGCACAAAGAAGAGAAUGAAGAUGUGGUGCAGGAUGUGCUGGAGCAGGAGGGGAAAGCCUUCAGAUUGGUAGAAGUCCUGCCAUCCUGGACUCCUCGUGGCUUACCUGUUUUUCCUGAAGCUAAGUCCUGUCUUCGGGCAUCGCCAGAAGAAACACUGACCAAUGGAUUCUUUGUAGCAGUACUGGAAAGGAAGCACACAGAAGCGUGUGCUGCAAGUUCUGCAGUGCUGCUUUCCGAGACUGGCAGUAAAUUAGAAACAAAUCCCAAUCCUGCAACCAGGAAAAGAAAAAAGAAACAGACAGCUUUUCCAAAUAAGUGAAAUUCUUCAGAAGCACACUGGUCUUUAUCAGUGGAAUUUGCAAGAGAAAGGCCUUGGACGGGAAAGAAAGUCAACUUUUCUGCAGUUGAUGUGACAUACUGAAAUGAGAACUUGCACAUUGUAUGUUUCAUUCAUCUGACAGCUGAGUGAACUGUAACUUAACCUCACCUAACUGCUUGCAUUCCAUUCUGUACAAGCAAGUAUGGUGGAGGGUAGCAGUGACGUAUAUAUGGAGGUCUUCAGAGAAAUUGAGCUGGAAAGUUGACCCCUGUGCUGUGGAGGAGGACCCUCUUCAAUGUUUGUAGGUAACACAGAUAUGAAAGGAAAGUGCAAACCACUGGAACAGAGACUAGCUUUUUUUAUUGAUCUGUAAAGCCACUCCAGGAGGCUAUUUGGCCGAAGAACAGAGUUAAAAAAAAAAAAAACAUUCUGGCUCAAGCAGUUUUAUUUUAAAUCAACAUAAGCAAGGAAAAGAAAUUGCACAUUCACACUAAAACCCUUGACAGGAAUGAUCCAAGUCUUCAUUGCAACAUUUAAAAAAGUCAGCCCAUUCUUUUUGUCUUUACAUACUUCAUUUCACUCACACACAGCAAUAUCUUGGUAACAAAAGGUGCUCUAUUUUUAUAGGGAGGUGAGGUCAGUUGCUUCCCAGUUGGAGAAAUGACUGGUUCACUGCAGACACGGAGCACCAAGAAAAAACAUCCCCAUAUUGCUAGCAGAGGGGUAGCCAUCCACACCUUCCAUGGCCUUACGUGGAGAGAUGAGGUUAAACAUUAGCUGAUAUUAUUAAAAAAAUAUUAGUUAAUUGGUUAAUAUUAACUAAUAUUAUAUUAAAUAUUGGAUGGGAUUCUUGAAGAUGGCCCUUUUCCCCAGCAAAGCCAGUUUUCGCUCCAAGGAGAUCACAGAAGCGGCCGUUCUUUUACUAGCCAUACAUCUGCUUUCCCUCCAAAUGACAAGCACUGAUCCAGACUCUCCUUCCCAGCACCGCUUAAACGUGCAAGAGCUCUCAAGCAUUAUGGAACAGACUGAGCCAUACUCACAUUAUUAAACGAACACAUGAAACACUGACCUGUGAAGCCCGAGGGGGGUGUGGCAAGAAAGCAGAUGCUCCCCCCACUUCCCUAUAAGCCCUGUUGUCUCAUAACAGCACAGGCAAAUUGCUAAUGAACAACUUUGUACUUUCACACCUCUAUGAACCAAGCUUGAAGGAAUUUAAAGGCAAUUUAGCUUAAAUAUAAAAAUAAAGUUUCACUUUGUUAAAAAAUGUUUAAAUAUUUUUUUAAAUUUAGAAUUAGGCAGGCUCACGCACACACUCACACCACUGGCAGCUGGCCUGACUCUUCCAAGAGCAAAGUUGGCUGAGGAACCAUUUUUG